Messenger RNA from Rotaria sp. Silwood1, 708 nucleotides. The record is from the annotation of a GenBank genome assembly. Lineage: Eukaryota; Metazoa; Rotifera; Eurotatoria; Philodinida; Philodinidae.
AUGGAUCAAUGGAAUUUACUAUCAAAUUUGUCACAUUGUUAUGAUGAAUAUAGUGGAUUGUCAAUAGGUGAACAUUUUAUGCGUCAACAAAUUUCUUUACCUAUUAAGAUGCGUUUUAAAAGUACACCAGUGAUCGAAUUUAUCAAAAUUUUAUUGAAUGAAACUCAACGAUUAUAUAAAAAUAAUCGAGAUUUUCUUAGUUUAUCUACAGAUGAUCGUUCUAUAUUACUUCAUACUACAAUUAAACAUAUAGGAAGUCUUUCUUCAAAUUUUAUUUACCAUAAAAUUCAAUUGUUCAGUUAUCCGUCUUAUUAUGAUGCUGUUGGAAUAGUUGCUACUCCACCUGCAAUAGCUGCUACUAAACGUAUAGCAGAUCGACUUGAUUUUGAUAUAAUCGUUAUGAAACUACUUCUUUCCAUUCUUUGUUUCUCAACAAAUCAAUAUACAGUUUAUUCAAAUAGUCGAUCUGUUAAUUUAUCAAAUAUAAAACAAAUUUUACAUAUUCAAAGUAGAUAUACUGAACUACUCUGGCAAUAUUUAGUCUAUAAAUAUAAUUUUCAAGGAGCUGUUAAAUGUUUUUCUAAUCUUAUAAGAUGUUUAUUUGCUGUCAAUGAUACUAUUGUUAAAACAGAAGAAGUUCAAUGGCUCACAGAUAAAUUCGAUUUGCUUGUCCAAAAGACCGAACAAACUCUUACUAUCAACGAUUAA